UUUGAUGGAGAGUGCUGUUUCGGAAACGACUGAUCACCGCUCAUAGCGCGCUUGGUGGCAAAACUAUUAACUUGAUUGUGGAACGUAUAUGGAAAGAACGUCUGUAUACAGCUCCAGCACAUGCUAUUGGUUCGCUUUGGAAAAUAAAGCAUGCUGGGAAUUUUUAUGACGUCAGGUUCAGGUUAACUUCGUUAUUUUUCCAUCGUUUAUCAGAAAAUUUCAAUGUGGUAGUGAAAUUAACAGUUUUUUUUGAAGUUUAUGGAUGAGGCACAUUGUGACGGUUACUUCUGAAAAUGACUUUUCAAAUUACAAAUUUACAAGACGCUAUUUGACUCAUGCCCAGGCUAACCAACAAGUGGGACUGAUUGUGUAGUGUUUGAUUAACGCCUUGGUUUCGGAAAGUAAAUCUGUUGUCGGAAAUAGGUGCAUUUUUUGUCUGUACACAAGACCUUGAAAGAGACUGUGUUGUGGGAAGGUGGACUUUAAAAAUAUCAACUCUUUUGUGCUUGAGAUGGUACGGGUAGAAUUGAAUGAAAUAUGGACCUCGAGGCAGCAGUUCAGCAGACUACAUCAUCACUCCAUAUGAGUGAUGUCAUUGAGGUUUUGCAGAAAACUGAACCUGAUUUUGGGCAACAUCCAGAUACAGAAAUGUUCAACACAUCAUCAUCAUCAAUGAGUAAUAAAAGCCAAGCGAAAGUUCAGAUUAUUGAGCAGCCUGCCUCCAAGGCCUUAAGAUUUCGUUAUGAAUGUGAAGGGAGGUCAGCAGGUUCUAUUCCUGGAGCUAAUAGUACUCCAGAGAACAAAACUUUUCCAACCAUUCAGGUGGUUGGUUAUCAGGGUCGUGCUGUUGUUGUAGUCUCAUGCGUCACAAAAGAUGCUCCGUAUCGACCCCACCCUCACAAUCUGGUGGGGAAGGAAGGGUGCAAGAAAGGUGUGUGCACAGUGGAAAUCUCUGGAGAAGCCAUGACCGCUACCUUCUCCAAUUUGGGGAUACAGUGUGUAAAAAAAAAAGAUAUAGAUGAAGCUUUACGAAUUCGUGAAGGAAUUCGUGUUGACCCUUUUCAUACUGGUUUUGCACACCGAUCACAGCCUACCAGUAUAGAUUUAAAUGCAGUGCGAUUAUGUUUCCAAGUCUUUUUAGAAGGAUCAGAGAAAGGAAAAUUUACACAUGGUUUACCACCUGUUGUCUCUGACCCAAUUUAUGAUAAAAAGGCAAUGUGUGAUUUAGUUAUUUGCAAACUAAGUGAUUGCAGCGCAACUGUUGGAGGUGGUCGUGAAAUCAUACUCCUAUGUGAAAAAGUAGCCAAAGAGGAUAUUCAGGUCCGUUUCUUUACCGAGGAAGAUGGUCGUAUCACUUGGGAAGGUUUGGGUGACUUUACACCUGCUAGUGUACAUAAACAGGUUGCAAUUUCAUUCAGAACGCCUCGAUAUCGUGUUUUGAAUGUAGAUAGACCAGUUCAGGCUUUUAUACAGUUGCGACGACCAUCUGAUGGAGCAACUUCAGAAGCCUUACCAUUUACAUUUACACCUUCCGAUCCAGAACUGAGACGCAAGAUACCAAAAUCACUUUCGGUGCCAACAUGUGCUGCAGAGAGCAGUCAGCCCCCUAUUCGGCGUUUACCAUAUCCAGAUGCUCCUCAUCCUCCUGCAUUGUUGCCUGUGAAAACGGAACAUGUUGGAGAUGCUGCAAUGGGCGGAGCAUACCAGGGAUAUAAGGAUGUAUCACCUAUAUAUUCUCCUCAACAUCCUCAUUAUACCCAUGAUGGCCGCACGCCAUCACCCCGGCCACCGACUCAGCCGUGGCCCACUGGUGCAUUAGUCCGACAUGCCCAACCAACCCUGCAGCUACCGCAGCACUCUCCGCUACCACCCCAACAUUCACCUCAACCUCAACAACAACAACAACAACAACAACAGCAGCAGCAGCAGCAGCAACAACAGCAGCAGCAGCAGCAGCAGCAACAACAACAGCAGCAGCAGCAGCAGCAACAACAACAGCAAGUUGCUCAGCAGAAGCCACCACCAACACAACAACCGCCGCCACCACCACCACAAUUAUUGUCGCAUCACAACACUCCCAGCUCAACCCCUGAGUUCCUCCCUCAGCAGAACACACCAAGUAGUAGUCCUCACAAUCUUUUGCAUCCACCUGCUGCUCAGCAACCAUCCAACACAUUGCAGCCUAUAUUAAACCCUAGUAUGGUUGGAAUGAUUGCCCAAGCCACAGUACCUCCAGGUCAUGGCUCUGGCAGCAUGAUUUUCCAACCUGUAAGACUUGAUUUUCCUGAUAUAGAUAGACGACCUCCAAGUCAAAUACCAGUCCACACUACACUACCUGAGGCUGGAGGUAACAACCUUUUAGAGCUGGAUUCAAUCCUCUUUACAGAGAGCUUGGUGCAGAAUCUAAGCCUCAGUAGUGAAGACCAACAGCUGGACACCCAUGAUUCUUUGUCUCGGUACCUGGGGAGUGCAGCCACUCAUAGUGUGACUGAUUUAAACAACAUGUUAAAUAACUAAACGGUGGUCAGAUACAGAAGAUUUUAUGAGUAUUUAACCCUUUUCGAUCUCAGUAGUUGUGGUGGUGAAUGCUGAGGAUAAACUAACGUUUUGUUGUGUAGAGGAGAAAGGAUGGAAGUGUAUGGUGUCAGCAUGUUCAUCUAGAUGGACAAGAGGUCACAACAGGCACAUAUAGGUUGAUGUUCUGCAACCUAAUCUGAUCUAUUUCUAUAGUUCUUUGUUAAUAAUUCUUGUGUAAAUCAUUUCGUAAGUACUAUUGAGUUACCCCUGAUAUCAUUUUCCAUAUUAUAAUAAGCAAGCAUGUCAUAAUGUUCUCUUUAACUUUUUCUUCUUCUUCUUCUUUUCUUCUUCUUCUUCUUUUCUUCUUCUUCUUCUUCUUCUACUACUUCUUCUUCUACUACUAUUUCUUCUUCUACUACUACUUCUACUUCUUCUACUACUACUUCUACUUCUUCUACUACUACUUCUACUUCUUCUUCUACUACUUCUACUUCUUCUACUACUACUACUACUUCUACUUCUACGUCUUCUCCUUCUCCUUCUCCUUCUCCUUCUCCUUCUCCUUCUCCUCCUCAUUACUGUUUUGAGUUUCAGAAAUAAAAUUUUUAAUAUUUUAAGUACUUUAUUUAUUACAUACAUGGUUCAGUUUCACGUUAAGUUUGUAUUUAUCUACUAAUAUAAUUUUUAAUUAUUUAACAUACUUGAAAUCAUACAAAUUGAAUUCUUUAGUUAUGGGAGAGUUAGAAACUAAAAUGGAACCCUAGCUGAUUUAUCAUGGCUAAUUAUUUGGUAUGCAUGCUUCAUACAAGAUCAUUGGUGUUUUUUGUGACUUGUGAGAGAAUGACUAAGGAAUCUUCAUUUAAAUUUAUUGAGCUGCUUUUCCUUGUGUGUGUUAUCGUUUCAGACGAGGUAAUGCAUUAUUAAGGGAAAUAUGAUUUUCAGUGUCCCUGUAGGGCAAUGUGUGAACCCAGUUUUUGAAUUUUCAGUAUCAUGAAAUUUCUAUUCGAAAAAUAUG
Messenger RNA from Gryllus bimaculatus (two-spotted cricket), 3532 nucleotides. The record is from the annotation of a GenBank genome assembly. NCBI's taxonomy places the organism in Eukaryota, Metazoa, Arthropoda, Insecta, Orthoptera, Gryllidae.